Messenger RNA from Populus nigra (black poplar), 1929 nucleotides. RefSeq names its product ATP sulfurylase 2-like. Gene Ontology annotation, biological process: sulfate assimilation. The record is from RefSeq and is a predicted model, not a curated record. NCBI's taxonomy places the organism in Eukaryota, Viridiplantae, Streptophyta, Magnoliopsida, Malpighiales, Salicaceae. The coding region runs from base 196 to 1641 and encodes 481 amino acids. The transcript has 5 exons. Gene Ontology annotation, molecular function: adenylylsulfate kinase activity; sulfate adenylyltransferase (ATP) activity.
AGCAACCAGGUACCAUCCACAGAAAGUAAGAAGAGCGAACGUGUGGAUCUCUUUAACAGUUGAAUCGCAUUUUUGUUCCUCUCCUCUCCAAAAUGUGGGCUAAAUUCAGAGCCCCCCUUAGAUCUCUCCACCUUACUCCCAUAACAAACAUCCCUCAAAAUCGAACAGCACAAGAAAACAUUAAGGAACAUCAUCAUGUCUCUAACAAUUAAACUAACCAUAACUCCUCACAUAAUUAACCUUAAUCUCCACCCAAAACACCGCACAAAAAUUCCAGCUUACAGCCUCGGAUUCCGACCAAAACCAAUCUACCAUUCAAACGCACUAAUCCCCAUUCUAUAUAACAACAAACAACCCAGAAUGUCUCAAGCUUCUGUUUCCGGUUCAGUUAUCAAGAGUUCCUUGAUCGAGCCAGAUGGUGGAGUGGUGGUGGAUGUUAUAGUGCCAGAGAGCGAGAGGGGGUCAAAGACUUUGGAAGCAGAGUCAUUGCCUAAAGUGAGGCUGGCAAGGAUUGAUGUAGAGUGGGUCCAUGUGAUAAGUGAAGGAUGGGCGAGUCCAUUGAAAGGGUUUAUGAGAGAAAAUGAGUAUUUGCAGAGUUUGCAUUUCAAUUCUUUAAGAAUGGGAAAUGGGACAGUGGUUAAUAUGUCGCUUCCUAUUGUUUUGGCAAUUGAUGAUGAGACUAAAGAGAAUAUUGGGUCUGCAAAGGAUGUUGGGCUGGUUGGUCCUGCUGGUGAUUUGCUUGCUAUCCUUCGAAGUACUGAGAUAUACAAGCAUAACAAAGAAGAAAGAAUAGCUAGAACAUGGGGGACAACUGCACCUGGACUGCCAUAUGUUGAGGAAUUCAUUACUCCAGCUGGUAACUGGCUCAUAGGUGGAGAUCUAGAAGUUCUAAAGCCCAUCAAGUACAAUGAUGGGCUUGAUCACUAUAGGCUCUCUCCCCAACAACUCAGGAAGGAAUUUGAUAGACGUCAAGCUGAUGCAGUUUUUGCAUUUCAGUUAAGGAAUCCUGUUCACAACGGGCAUGCCUUAUUGAUGAAUGAUACACGUAGGCGGCUUUUGGAAAUGGGUUAUAAGAAUCCUAUUCUACUGCUUCAUCCCUUAGGAGGUUUCACUAAGGCUGAUGAUGUUCCUUUGGCUGUUCGGAUGGAACAACACAGCAAGGUUCUAGAAGAUGGGGUUCUUGAUCCUGAAACUACCAUAGUUGCUAUAUUCCCAUCACCUAUGCAUUAUGCUGGUCCUACUGAAGUGCAAUGGCAUGCCAAGGCUCGAAUAAAUGCAGGUGCUAACUUUUACAUUGUAGGUCGCGAUCCUGCUGGUAUGGGUCACCCAACAGAGAAGAGAGAUUUAUAUGAUCCUGAUCAUGGAAAGAAGGUUCUAAGCAUGGCUCCAGGCCUGGAAAAGUUGAAUAUUUUGCCAUUUAGGGUGGCAGCAUAUGAUACUGUGGCAAAGAAGAUGGCAUUUUUUGAUCCAUCUCGUUCCAAAGAUUUCCUCUUCAUCUCUGGAACCAAGAUGAGGACUUACGCAAGAACUGGUGAGAACCCUCCUGAUGGUUUUAUGUGCCCUGGUGGUUGGGAAGUCCUUGUCAAAUAUUAUGAGAGGUUGCAGGCAGAAGAGGCAACACCAGCUGCCGUAUCUGCUUAAACCUAUGAUUUGUUACCUUCCGAAUAGCUCGAAGAGAAGAAAGAGUUUUUAUUAUAGGUUUCAGCAGAAUGCAAUAAUUUGGUGCGGCGGCUAAUGGAUUUGAAGAUCUUCCCUUCGAUACCUGGCGGUUAGCUUGGAAUUUUUCACUAGGUUAUGUUUGUUACAAAUGUAAAAAUGUUGGGUUGUUCUGUUCUGUUAUUCAUUUUUAAGACAAUUAUUUAUGCACGGGGAAAAUAUUUACUGCUAUCAAUUAUUAUAAAAUUAACCAAGGUGGUUUUCUUGCAUUCA